AUGCUGGAUACACCCAUAGAUGAACUACAAAACGACAUCUUGUACACAUGCUACAGCCGAACAUGCAAAGAUGUAUCGAAUAGAAAUCAGCUAAUCUUCUGUGUAACCUGUAGACGUGGAUUCCACUCUAAAUGUUGCGAUCCACCGCUAAAAUAUGAUUUUGUUAGCUACUAUGAGUGGCAGUGUAAUCGUUGUAAAUUGUGUGCUAAGUGUCAUGUCCACGAGGAUGAUGAAAUCAUCGUCAUUUGCGAUUGCUGCGAUCGUGCCUAUCACCUAGGAUGUACACUAGAGAAGUAUGAUGAAGUUCCAAGCGGUAGAUGGUACUGCGAUGAAUGUUCCUGUUGUAUUGUUUGUACGGUUAGACUUGACCCUAAGGAAGUGAAACGGCAGAGACGUGCAAAAAAUAGGCUAAAUAUCAUCACCUGCACAAAUUGCACAAAAAUCUAUUUUCAGGAGGACGGGUUUAAGUUGGAAAUCUGUGACUGUUGCAACUUUGCCAUCAUAGACACCAUCAAAUGCAGUUUCUGCAAUGCAAUUAUACAUAAGGAGUGUGUUAAUGGGAAUGGAGUUUGUAAAAAUUGUGAGUCACUCGGUAAUGGUUAUCAGGAUCCUAAUGACGUCUAA
Babesia microti strain RI is the source of this 624-nucleotide messenger RNA. RefSeq names its product Histone-lysine N-methyltransferase 2C. The transcript has 4 exons. NCBI's taxonomy places the organism in Eukaryota, Apicomplexa, Aconoidasida, Piroplasmida, Babesiidae. The coding region runs from base 1 to 624 and encodes 207 amino acids. The record is from RefSeq and is a predicted model, not a curated record.